Messenger RNA from Phoenix dactylifera (date palm), 775 nucleotides. RefSeq lists its product as uncharacterized. Lineage: Eukaryota; Viridiplantae; Streptophyta; Magnoliopsida; Arecales; Arecaceae. The record is from RefSeq and is a predicted model, not a curated record.
GCAAAUAACUAACUCAAGCGGGAAUAAUGGAUCCCCACAAACGGAAAUCCAAAACCUAUGCCCCAUGCACAACGUGGCAGACAGCAGAAUGCUUACGGACACCUAUAUAUAUGGUGGUGAAAAUGGCCUUGGAAGCAGCUAACAUCUUACAACACCAAGACCAGAGAGCAGGAAGAAGAAGCAGCAGCUAAGAUGGCAAGCAUGACCUUCACCGGUGCCCUUCCCAAGUUUCUCCAUGUCAGCCCAGCCAUGGUCCGACGAAACCCGUGCUCGAGGGUCCUCGUCACUGCUGCUACUCCAAAACCUUCUCAGGAGGGCAUGGCGGGUGACGCUCGGAAAUCCGUCGAUGAGGCGGCUGGGGAAGUGGCAGGAGAGGUGAAGAAGUCUGCUGACAAGACGAGGGGGGUGGCAAGUGCGGCUGCCGGUCAGGUGGCUGACACGACCCAAGAUCUCAGCGUUAAGGCACAGCAAUUGGCCCAGGAUGCAUGGGGGUCCGCUAAAGAAACCGCCCAGAAAGUAAAGGACGCAGUGGUUGGCAAGGCUGAAGACGCAAAGGAAAACAUCAAAGACAAUGCCGAGGCUGUCAAACGUGCCAUGGACACAAAGAACAACCGCUAAUUUCCACCACCUCAUCAGCAUUUCCAUCUCGUCCUUGCAGUUAAUUUGUUCUGAUCAUUUGCCUUGUUAAUUAACAUUGCUAUUACAGCGUCUCCUUCAAAGGGAGGAGCAUAUGUAAAUAAAGAUCCAUGCAUCUAUGAAUCUCAAUCUUAAAGGA